Syzygium oleosum is the source of this 1044-nucleotide messenger RNA. RefSeq lists its product as uncharacterized. Bases 65 to 871 code for a protein of 268 amino acids. Gene Ontology annotation, biological process: mitotic G2 DNA damage checkpoint signaling. Gene Ontology annotation, cellular component: nucleus. Lineage: Eukaryota; Viridiplantae; Streptophyta; Magnoliopsida; Myrtales; Myrtaceae. Gene Ontology annotation, molecular function: chromatin binding. The record is from RefSeq and is a predicted model, not a curated record. The transcript has 4 exons.
CCCAAAUCCGCCCGGCAAAGAUCAAUUCGCUGCUCCGCAACUGGAAGAGACUGCGAUCUGAGCUAUGGCGAUGGCGACGGCGACGACGAUCUUCAUCGCUCUCCAAUGUUGCCAAUGCUCCACCAUGCAGGUGAAGCAGCAGAAGAAGAGAAGCAACAGGUGGAUGUGCGUCGUCUGCAACCAGAAGCAGUCCGUGAGGAAGGUCUUUGCCCGGGGCUUCGUGGCCAGGGACGUCCGCAAGUUCGUCCAGUCCUUCAACAUGUCCCGCCUCUCCUCCUCCGAUCUCGGAGCCCUAGAUCCGCCGCUCGAAGGCGGAGGAGGAGGAGGAGGAGGAGCGGUCCGCGAUCGUGCGGGCGGUGGCGAUGGGAGGAAGCUGAAGAGGAGCGAUUGGAGCGAGUAUCUCGACGUCGAGCAAGACAUGCGCGCCGAAGAAGAAGAAGACGAUGGGGAGAUGAAGAUUGUGACGGAACUUACCAAAGAAAUUCCCAAGAAGCCCAAACUGAGGGACUCCUCUCGUCGAUCGGAUGGUCCAAAGGGCGACAAGCUCUUUAAACCAUCGUUUGCAACCGGAAAUAUCCGGAAACAGACUACUUUUCCAGAUGAAGAGCCAAAGAAGAACCAAAAUGAGUUAGCUUUCAGGACUUCCAGUUGGACGAAUUCCAAAAGAGAAAAUGACAUCGACCCAGUGAUCAGUCAAUCAACUGCAGCCACAAGGAGUACCACCAAAUGGAGCGAUUACAUGUCACAAGAUGAAGAUACCUUGCAGGUAGGCAUGUACAAAGAUGAUGCGGAUCGAUUUAGUAAUGGUGCCCUGGAAUCUAAAACAAAUGAUCAGAAGGUAGAGGAAGAUAUUCACCCAGAUUUUAUGUGAUGCUUCAUUCUGCAAUUCUGAUAAUUUCCCUUGGGCAUCCUAAUCAAUUUCCCUUGUUAAUCGGCCAACCAUACAUCACCGUUAGUAAUCAGUGUAUCUUUUUUCAUACAUGUUCAGGAAGAUCAUGUUCAACCAGACAUCACUGUUAAUAAUCAGAGCAUCUUUUCUAUACU